UAUUUAUGUCUGGACAGACAGACCUGUCCCUGAGAUCGGUGAUCCCUUCAUUGUUGGGGGAGACUCCUAGUUUUGGGAAGAACUGACAAUUUUCUCGUCUUCAGAAGUUAAUUUAGAUGUUUUAAAUGCUUUUUUUACGAUCAGUAGUCAAUAAUUCCGGGUUUUACAGUGUUUUUGUAUGAUCCAGGCAUGACGAGGCGAUCCUAACCUCCUCCGGCAAUCAAAACAAAUCCCCAAACCCCAUUUUUCAAGUUUAUAAAUAUAUUUACGUGCCACGAGUGACGAUAAAUAAUCAGAAAUGAAUGAAAUUCUGGACGAAAACUUCAGGAUUUAUUAUCCAAAAAUAGAGAAUUCGCUUAAAAAUGCUUCGUUUAUAGCUGUUGAUGCUGAAUUCUCGGGGAUUAACACUGACAAUGUUCCAGAACUCACAUUAUUUGAUACAAUCCAGGAGAGGUACGAGAAGCAGAGACAAAACAUAGCACCCUUCAGUGUCAUUCAAAUAGGUCUGACGGCGUUCACAAGAGCCAAACAUGAGAAUAAAUACAUCGCAGAGCCUUUCAGAUUUUAUUUGCUAUCGAGAUCACUAUUGCAUGGCACCAAUCAGAAUUGUCAAUGGGAGAAAACAUCAACGAACUUUCUGCGAAAUCAUAAUUUCGAUUGGAAUAAGCUGAUGUACGGAGGCAUCUCCUACUUGAACACCCAGGAGCAGAGUAAAAUGAAGAGCCUCCUCAAGACGAACGACUACAUGAGCAACAUGGGGGCCUUCGCCUCUCUGCACGAGGAGAACAAUCUUCUGCGAUCGAUAAAAAUCGUGUCAGAGUGGCUGAAGGACUCCCCUGAAUCCGAAAAAUCCACGGAGAUCACCUGCGAGGAUUUUUUGCAACUGUGUUGCCUCCAAAGGCAGUUGAGGAAGUCUUUCAAGACCAUCUGGACCGAGCACAAGGACCAGAAGAUCUUCGUCAUCAAAAUCGAUCCCGAGACCCGGAAGAUUCUGGAGGAGAGGGACCAGACUUUCUUCGAGGAGCAGCUCCUGGAGUACACAAUGGGCUUCACGAGGAUCUUCAAGCUACUCUGUGCCCUGAAGAAGCCGCUCGUUGGACACAAUCUCCUGCUGGAUCUCAUGUUCAUGUACAAGCAGUUCCACGAGGAUUUACCCAGGAGUUACGAGAACUUCAAGAAGGAGAUUCACCAGCUCUUGCCAGUGGUAUAUGACACCAAACUGUUGAGCUAUGAGAUGAGGAAAAUUGUGGAUCCGAGGGAGGAAGGACAAGACAAAAAGAAGAAGAGAGAGAAGGGGAGCUCUAAUAUUCUCGGAGAGCUGUACAAAUACUUUAAGGAUGGAGAGGGAAGGCUAUUAGGCUGGAAUUCCCCGCAGAUCGAAUUUCCAGACGGCACGACGACCGACACGGAGGCGUAUCACGACGCAGGCUGGGACUCGUACUAUACCGGCUUCUGUUUCGUGAAGAUAGCUCAUAUUUUUGCAUCUUUUCCCCGAAAAAGUUUCUGUAGCAUGUUGAAUUCUCGAGAAUUGAGUCACGUUGAGAUGAUGGCCAGCCUCAAGGACCACGUGAACCGUGUGAAUCUGAUUCGAGCUGAUGUGUCCCAUUUGAGGCUUGAUGGACCUGAUCCCCCGUCGACGAGACCCCCCUGGCUGAAUAUCAGCGCCGUGAACUCGAGGCCCAUUAGCACUGACGAGAUUCUACUGGCCCUAUCGCCCUACGACUCCUGCGAUGUCCAGUCGAACUCCUCGAAGAGCAUCCUCGUAGCCGCCCCCAAUUGGCGCACGGCUAGGGAUAUUCUUCAGCACUUUCAGAACAGUAAGGACUUCCGGGCCGCUCCGUAUAACCUUCUGAAGCACUCACCAGCUGUCAAGUCCUUCCUCUGGGGAACACUGGCGAUAUCUGGAAGUAUGCUGGCACUGCUGAUUCAUCGAGCCAUUCAGAAGCCGUCUGUUUCGUAGUAAAAAAUAAAGAAAAUAAAAAAAACAAAAGUCAUAAUUUUUUUUUCUCUCUUUUGAACAAUGAAAACGACGACUCGAACAUUUUUUUACUAGAAUUCAUGUCCCUCGUGGGCGAUUAUGAGUUAUUUUGGGUGUUUACACCACAGACGAUCGAGUAUUUAACUGUUAAAAAGUAAACAGAUUAUUAGGGAAGACAACAGUUGGUUGAGACAGUUGGUUUUUCACUCAAAUUCUCUGUCAAUAAAUUAAGAGGCCUCGAGAGUAAAAAAAAAACUGAAGGAUAGAUUCGACGAGUUUGUUCAUUUUCUAGGAAUUCGAUGAAAAGACCCGAAGGUCGUCUGAAAAGAAUAAAUAAUUUAAAUAAAUGUUCAAAAACACGAGGUGAUUGAC
Molecule: messenger RNA, 2350 nt
Organism: Diachasmimorpha longicaudata
Lineage: Eukaryota; Metazoa; Arthropoda; Insecta; Hymenoptera; Braconidae
Product: pre-piRNA 3'-exonuclease trimmer-like
Exons: 10
Coding region: 299-1960 (553 amino acids)
Biological process (GO): nuclear-transcribed mRNA poly(A) tail shortening
Cellular component (GO): endoplasmic reticulum; cytoplasm
Molecular function (GO): RNA binding; poly(A)-specific ribonuclease activity
Source: RefSeq, a predicted model, not a curated record